Messenger RNA from Ziziphus jujuba (common jujube), 1758 nucleotides. RefSeq names its product cytochrome b561 and DOMON domain-containing protein At5g47530. Lineage: Eukaryota; Viridiplantae; Streptophyta; Magnoliopsida; Rosales; Rhamnaceae. The record is from RefSeq and is a predicted model, not a curated record. Bases 99 to 1358 code for a protein of 419 amino acids. The transcript has a single exon.
UAUAUAACUACAGAUAUAGAUAUAGAGAAAAAUUAUAUCAUAAAAUAUUAUUAAAAAAGAAAGGAAGAAAGAAAGAAAGAAAGAAAUCUUCAUUAAUAAUGGCGAUGAGGAAGUUGACGAUGAUGGUGAUAUUUGUUUCGAUACUCUUGGAUGAUUUGUUGGGUCCCACCGCAGCAGCUGAACCUUGCAGGGGCUACAAGUUCAGCGACGGCAAAUCGUUCGUAGCAUGCAAGGACCUUCCGGUGCUGAACUCGACCCUCCAUUGGAGCUACUAUCCUUCUUCAGGCACGGUGGAUAUAGCUUUCCGACAGACCGCAACAACCACCUCAACAUGGGCUGCUUGGGCUAUCAAUCCCACCUCACAUGGCAUGGUUGGCGCUCAGGCUCUUGUUGCUUUCCAACAAUCAGAUGGAACCAUGGUGGCCUACUCUUCUCCCAUACAAUCCUACGCGACUCUUCUACGCAAAGGUGAACUAAGCUUUCCUGUCUUUAACAUCUCUGCCGCUUCCUCCAAUAUUAACAGCUUCUUCGAGAUAACUAUUUUCGCUACCAUUCAACUCCCCGGCAAUUCUACUUUGGUCAACCAUCUUUGGCAACAAGGUCAGCUUCUCCAAGGAGAUGUUCUGGGCAUGCAUCCUCUCACCGGAGAUCAUGUCAAAUCGUUCGGAAGUCUCGACUUUGCUUCCGGAAAGAUCGAAACCAGUUCAGGAGGUGGAGAUUUUUCCAAGAAAGCUACCAUCAAGAAGGUGCACGGAAUCAUCAACGGUAUCAGCUGGGGACUUCUUAUGCCAAUUGGGGCAAUGGUAGCAAGAUACGUGAAAGUUUUCGAGGUGGCGAACCCAGCUUGGUUCUACAUUCACGUUACUUGUCAAUGUUCGGCUUAUCUGAUUGGAGUUGCCGGCUGGGGAACUGGGGUGUGGCUUGGAGCUAAAUCUUCGGGGAUUCAGUACAAGGCGCACAAGUGCAUUGGUAUCACCCUUUUCUGCCUUGCGACUCUGCAAGUGUUGGUCGGAAGAUUUUUGAGGCCCAAAAAGGAUCAUAAGCACAGGAUAUUUUGGAACAUGUUCCAUUACGCAGUAGGCUAUGGGACAAUUGUCCUCAGCAUCAUAAAUGUUUACAAGGGGUUGCAUAUCUUGCAGCCAGGGAAGGCUUGGAGGGAUGCUUAUACUUUCACCCUUGCAUCCUUGGGGUGUAUAGCUGCCGUAAUGGAAGUGUUUACUUGGAUUCUGGUUUACAAGAAGAAUAAAUUAGCAAAGGUACAAACAGUUGAAGAAGAAAAUAAGGUGGAAACAGAUGAAGAAGCUAAUAAGGCGGAAACAGUUGAAGAAUCGAUUCCCACAUCUUCUGGAGAGGUAUAGUGUCGAAGAGAUAUUGAAGAAUGGAUACUGCAAGCGGCAAAGGAACUUCAACAUUCAGCAGAGCAGUAUAAUGAAGGCUACAGUUGACAAGUUUUCAAUAGUUGUUGUUAAAUGUUUUCUGUAUUAUGACUUUUGUUGUACUCUUUUUUUCAGUGUCUAGAUUUCAAGACUUUGCACUCUUUUUCCUGUCUAGAUUUUUCCCACUGGGUUUUAUUCUAGAUAGGUUUUAAUGAGGCUUAGUCUCUUAGAGCUGUUGAGCAUAUGAUCUGUCUAGUCUAGAGGUAUACCAACCUAGUUGGGAUGCUUCUUUUCUAGUUUGAUGCUCCUUUCUCUAAGGUUGUUAUGUACAUAAACAAUUUGUCCAAUUUCUUCUGUUAAAGAGAUGUGUCUUGAAAUUCUG